AUAAUAUUUACUCCGGGAUUUCAAUAUGUCAGCGCCCAUAUUAUAGCAGACGAUUUACGUAACUUUCUACAAGUUUUGAUGUCCGUUGUCACCUAGGAGAGAAACACAGAUUAAAAAGACUGUAAUUUACUCUCUAUAACAGGUAAUUUUAAAUAUGGCUUCUAGUUCACUUGUACGAAUACCAUGUCGUCGUAUGAGUCAGAUGGCUAGACAGAAACGCAGUAGAGAACUUGUGGAUAAAAUAAUUCGUGUGGAUCAUGCAGGAGAACUUGGUGCUGACAGAAUUUACCAAGGACAGCUGGCUGUACUCGGGAAUACUUCAGUAGGACCAGUAAUUAAGGAAAUGUGGGAAGAUGAAAAGAUACAUUUAGAAACCUUCAACAAACUCAUUGUUCAACACAGAGCCAGACCUACUGUACUGUUACCAAUCUGGAAUAUAGCUGGAUUUGCUUUAGGGGCAGGAUCUGCAUUGUUGGGUAAAGAAGGAGCCAUGGCAUGUACUGUAGCCGUAGAAGCUGUGAUAGGGGAUCAUUAUAAUAGCCAGAUCAGAGACUUGAUGGAAGAUGACCCUGAAAAACAUGAAGAAUUAUUAAAGAUUAUAAAGAAGUUCCGUGAUGAUGAACUCCAUCACCACGAUACAGGACUAGAACAUGAUGCUGAAAAGGCACCUUUUUAUCAAGCACUAUCACAAGUUAUAAAAAUAGGAUGUAAAGGAGCUAUAUGGAUCUCAGAGAAGAUAUGAUCAUGUGACUUUAAAGAACAUAUACGAUCAUGGGAUUUUAGAUUUAGAUAUAUAUGAUCAUGUGACUUAAGAGAAUAUUAGGUCAUGUGACUAUAGACAGUAUGUAUGAUCAUGUGACUCCAGUGAAGUCUAGAAAGAACACACUUUUUUGUUAUUGUUAAGCUAUUUUUAUAUCUGCAAGAUCAUGAAUUAUUGAGCAGCUGAAUAGGUGUUAGAUUUGUGAACGAAAAAGUGAAAUUCUAUACAUGUAUGUAUCUAUGAUGUUUUACUUAUAAAUAUUUUAUUGGUUUUUA
This is a messenger RNA of Mytilus californianus (California mussel), 1035 nucleotides long. RefSeq names its product 5-demethoxyubiquinone hydroxylase, mitochondrial-like. Gene Ontology annotation, cellular component: mitochondrial inner membrane; nucleus. Gene Ontology annotation, molecular function: 3-demethoxyubiquinol 3-hydroxylase activity. The record is from RefSeq and is a predicted model, not a curated record. NCBI's taxonomy places the organism in Eukaryota, Metazoa, Mollusca, Bivalvia, Mytilida, Mytilidae. Gene Ontology annotation, biological process: regulation of reactive oxygen species metabolic process; ubiquinone biosynthetic process; regulation of gene expression. The coding region runs from base 155 to 742 and encodes 195 amino acids. The transcript is spliced from 7 exons.